UUCUCACUCACUCACUCUCUCUCUCUCUCUCUCUCUAAAACACAGACGGACUGACGGAGUCUCUUCCAAUCUGUGUUUGGUGACCAUUGAAGACUCAUCUUUGGGAGCUAUGGCUUUCCUCGUUUGGAGUUGUCGGAAACUUUUUCUUUGAGUUGUAAAGGAAAGAAAGAAAAAAAAAAAAACCUUGUUUCGAAGCAAAAACCUUAUAUUCAUCAACCUGCUUUUCACGGAUUUUCGGUUCUUCUUUUUCUGCUUCUCUGAUCCAACUUUUUCAGCCAUUUGAUCUUUCUCUGAGAGCAGAACCUGUCUACAGUCUCAGCUUCUCUUUUUGUCCUCUCAGAAAUGAAGUCUUCGAGUCGGCUCGACUCGGCUGUGUUUCAGCUCACGCCCACUCGAACCAGGUGUGAUUUGGUUAUAUCUGCAAAUGGGAAGGAAGAAAAAAUAGCUUCGGGUUUGCUGAAUCCAUUUCUUGCCCACCUGAAGACUGCACAAGAGCAGAUGGCCAAGGGGGGUUAUUCAAUUGUUCUAGAGCCGGAACCUGGCAGUGAUGGGACAUGGUUCACGAAGGACACAAUGGAAAGGUUUGUUCGUUUCGUAAGCACUCCAGAGGUCUUGGAAAGGGUCUACACUACAGAAUCAGAGAUCUUACAAAUUGAGGAGGCAAUUGCCAUUCAAGGCAACAAUGAUAUGGGGCUGAGUACCGUAGAAGAUUUUCAAGCCAAACCUGUAGAAAGUUCUGAAGGUAGCAGGCCGGUGCUUGAUACUAAUGAGGAGAAAGCAAUUGUCCUUUACAAACCUGGAGCAAAUCCACCUGAAGCAAAUGGAUCCACCACUCAGGAGGGAAAUUCGAAAGUUCAACUUUUGAAAGUCCUGGAGACACGCAAAACCGUGCUGCAGAAAGAACAAGGCAUGGCCUUUGCACGUGCUGUAGCUGCUGGUUUUGACAUUGAUCACAUGUCACCAUUGAUGAUAUUUGCUGAAUGCUUUGGAGCCUCGCGUUUAAUGGAUGCAUGUAAAAAAUUUAUGGAGUUAUGGAAAAGAAAGCAUGAAACUGGGCAGUGGCUUGAAAUUGAAGCAGCUGAAGCAAUGUCUAGCCGAUCAGACUUCUCUGCCAUGAAUGCAUCAGGCAUUAUGCUUGCAAAUGUGGCCAACAAGCAGAAAGAACAUGAGGUGGCUUUAGAAAAUAGUGCGAACACAAGUAGUGCUGCAGGUGCAGAUGACAAGCCUCCCUCAGAUCACAAAGCACCAUUAGGCAAUCAAGAAUAUUUUCAAGGACAAUUUCCACAUCAUAUGUUCCCUCCCUGGCCUGUUCAUUCUCCUCCUGGUGCACCUCCAGUCUAUCAAGCAUAUCCCAUGCAGGGCAUGCCUUACUAUCAGAACUAUCCUGGAAACGGCCAAUUUUUUCAGCCACCAUAUCCAUCAGUGUUGGACCCUAGACUUAGUGCUGGUCCAAGAAUGGGGAGAAGGCAUUCUAUGGAUAGUAGGGAUAGCAAUACUGAAUUAGAAACUUGGGAGAUGGAUGCUUCAAAAGCAAGAUCGCAAGAUGAAUUGGAGUUGGAGAAAGAAGCUUCACAAACUCGAGAAUCAUCGAAGAAGGCUAGCCGAUCAGGUAAAAAGCAAUCAGGGACGGUUGUCAUUCGGAACAUUAAUUACAUAACUUCAAAGAGGCAGAACUCUUCUGGUAGUGAAUCACAAUCAGCUUCUGAGUCUGAAACUGAUGAGGAAGGUGGAGAUUUACAGGCUAAUAUUCUGGAGAAGAGGCGUAUGGACUCUCAGAGAUCUUCCAAGAGGAAAGGGAGUCGUACAAAAUCCAUGGAUAAAUUGAAUUCAUCCGAUAAGGAAGAAAUGUCACAUGGGAAGGAAUCAGAUGGUGGAAACUGGCAGGCAUUCCAAAAUUUUUUACUGAGAGAUUCUGAUGAGGACAAACGUGCAGUUGACCAUGGCAUGUUUGCGAUGGAAAAGGAGGUUCAACUGAAAAGGCGGCAAAAACAUGUAGGUGAUGAUCCUUUAGUUUUUAGUGGGCAAGGUAAGGGUGAAAUGCAUGAAGUUGAUAUGGUUGAUAUGCAUACAAUGAGUGGAAACGUGAGCUAUAUGCGCAAGGCAUCAAAUGAUGAAUUGUUGAUUUCUAGGAGAGAUGGUCAGUCUGGUGAUGGUAGAAGCUCUAAGGACGUACAGUCUGCAGAAAUAGAUGGAAGACGAGGUGGCUAUAGGAGAACUGGCAAUGAUGAUUUUAUGAUACGUAGGCAAGAAGGCCAGUCAGGUUAUACAAAUUCUCCCUCAGAUCUGCUUGUAAAUGGAUUUGAUCGUGUAACCAAUAACAUGAAUAGGAUGCCAGCACAUGAUAUGGAUGAUGACUCAUACAUCAUUGCAUUAAGGGCAAAUUCACUGGACGAAGUUGGAAACAAUGACAGAAAUGCUAUUGGCAUGGAUUCUGAAUUCCCAUCUGCAUCUCAGAUGGCAGAGAACUCUUCUAAUAAAGUUGGGAGCCAAUUCAAUUAUGAGGUAGAUGAAUUGAGUAUGAUGCCCAAUCGCGGAACAGAAAAGGAGUCAAAUGGUUAUGACCCUGCUUUAGAAUAUGAAAUGCAGAUUCGUGCUGAAGAUGGUGCUUCACACGAUAAGAAAAAUAUGGAGGUAGAGAUCAAGCAAGGUUCAAAAAAGUCAGACAAGGACCGGAAAUCAAGACUUACGCCAGAUAAUUCAGAUAAGAAGACUGUGGGGCCAAUAAGGAAAGGGAAGCCUUCGAAGUUGAGUCCUUUGGAAGAAGCACGAGCACGCGCUGAGAGGCUAAGAACCUUUAAAGCUGAUCUUCAGAAAAUAAAGAAAGAAAAGGAAGAGGAACAGAUAAAACGACUGGAAGCUUUAAAGAUAGAGAGGCAAAAGAGAAUUGCUUCUAGAGGGAGUUCAAUUCCAGCUAAGUCACCAUUUCCGUCCCAUCAAACCAAGAAACAAUUGCCAGCAAAACUUUCCCCAAGCACUCACAAAGGAUCAAAGUUUAGUGAUUUGGAGGCAGGAUCAUCGCCACCAGUGAAAAGGUCCUCCAUCAGAACUCCUGUUGGAUCCAGUGAUUCUGAAGCAGCCUCUAAACCCAGCAGAUUGAGUACUGGUAGUCACUCUGCUGGAAACAGGUUAAGUCGAUCAGUGCCAUCAUUGCCUGAACCAAAGAAAGAGAACAAUGGUGUUACAGCUGAUACUAAGGCAUCCAUGGCUCGGAUUAGAAGAUUAUCAGAGCCUAAAAUGAGUAGCAGCCAGCAUGCCUCUUCAAUGAAGUCACGAAGUGCUGAACCAGUAUCAAAGACAAAGAUAUCUGGUGGACCUGAGCCUGAGACCAAGAAAAUAUCGGCUAUUAUGAACCAUGAUAGAAGCAAGGCUGCGACCCUACCAGAACUGAAGAUUAGGACAUCCAAAGGACCUGAUGGUGCCCGUAGCAAAUCAGCAGCAAAAGAGGUGACACAGAAGGUUAAUAAAAAUAAGUCUUCUACAACUCCUCAAGGUGCUGGACUGAAGAACGAUGAAAAUAUUUCACAUCAUAGUGAUUUGGAUGACAACCCAGUAAUUGAAAAGACUGUUCUAAUGCUAGAAUGCGAGAAGCUCUCCAUUCCCAUUGUACAUGCAUUGGAAGAAAAUGCAGAGGCACAAAAGGGACAAUAUGAUAACAUUGAGAUAGGGAAGAAAGUUGAUAUUGUGUCAGAUUAUGCUGCUGUACGUGCCCAAGUUUCACCACUUAAGAUGGAUACAGAUGAUUAUGGAGAACCCUCUGAACACCAAUCACAAGAGCGACCUGCUUCUUAUGUCGAGGUCAAAACAGUUAAUGCGGACAAAGAACCUCCAAAGGUUUCAACUAUCGGUAUUGCUAAAAAACCAUAUCAAGCCCCCCAUGCUCGGGUUUCUUCUUUGGAAGAUCCAUGUACUGGGAAUUCAGAGUAUGGCAAAGCAACACCAAGCACCUCAGAGAUUGUGACAACAGGCACACAGACUGUUAAAGCACUUGUAUCUGAUUCUAGAAACUCGAGUCUAGAAAAGAUUCCAGAGUCACUGGAGAAGCCUCAAGGAAAGGACUCAUCAAAAGGGAUUAGACGGCUAUUGAAGUUUGGGAGAAAGAGUCAUAGCUCAGCUACAGGUGAACGGAAUAUUGAAUCAGAUAAUACCAGCAUCAAUAGUUCUGAUGCGGAUGAUUCUGGGGCAAACUAUGUUUCUACGAGUGAAGUUCAUACAUUGAAGAAUUUGAUCUCUCAAGACGAAACUCCUACUGCCGGUACUACUUCACAAAAGUCGUCUCGGUCUUUCUCCUUGUUAUCACCCUUCCGGAGCAAGACUAGUGAAAAGAAACUGACAACAUGACAUCGUAGAUGAUACAUUUGAAGGUGAGAAUGCAGCUUGUAUCUUUUGCACUAUUUUGGUUGUGAAUUUUUACAAAUAUCAUUGUUUCAAUGUGAAAAAGCAUAAUUAUUAUUCGCCUUGCUGUCAAACUGGUCCCUUGUAUAUCACAUUCAUAUUUCGAUGUUUGAAUGGUGAAUUAUUCAGUA
Molecule: messenger RNA, 4523 nt
Organism: Alnus glutinosa
Lineage: Eukaryota; Viridiplantae; Streptophyta; Magnoliopsida; Fagales; Betulaceae
Product: COP1-interacting protein 7
Exons: 13
Coding region: 343-4338 (1331 amino acids)
Source: RefSeq, a predicted model, not a curated record